AUGAGUUUGAUAAGUAAAACAACAACAGCUGAAACAGCUGAACAAACCCUGAAGACAAUUACUUACGGAGGUCAACGCGUAACGUCGCAGACUACAGUCACACAAAAUGAUAAUAUUGAAUCGUUGAACGAUGAGAAUACUCCAAUACAAGCACAAGUUUUCAGUUUGGAUCCCUCGAUGCCAAUCGGAAACAGUGGUGUCCGUCUGGUCUGGAAGGCUUAUAUUCAGACACCAGUUCGAUUGACCGAAGCGGACGUCUGGCCUAUCGAUAAACCGGAGCAAUUCGGAAGCAUUGCAGUGGACAAACCAAUCACGUUCACCAUGAACAAAACAGUCCGUGAUUAUCGCCAUAUGCUUCCGCUAUUGAAUGAAAUAUCAGAUCAACGAAGACGCCGUGAUUCGUCUCACGCUUCCCGCCUCACAACCACUAGGCAGUACAUUUGUGGUUUUCGGGGACGCAAGGCACCGAGAUUCUUGAAAACGUUCCCGUCCAAACACCCACAUUUCCCGCCAUUACAACGAUCAGUACAGUUUGAGGAUUUUAUGAAAAAUUUCGCGGUAGGCAAUUCCAGCGAGAGCAGCGAGACAAUCACAUAUAAUACAGAAAACACGUCGUUGUCAGUGGGGUCUACUUCGGAACAGUGGAAGAAUUCAGAUAAACAAUCCGAGUCCAGUGAUUCUGAGCGAAAAAUCGAAAAAGAAACGAAAACAUCCCUAGUCAAGCGCAGAGCAAAGCGCACUUCACUCUCCUCGAUUGGAUCGGGUGCAACACAGUCGAAAAGUAGUGUAAAGGUUCGCAAAAAGAGUUCCCGUGUACGAAACAAUUUUCCUUUAUUACCGUUCCAGUCCACGGUUCAUCGGACAAUGGCUGCUUUGCAAUCUAUGCGUGAUCAACGAGACCAGUCCGAAUUUACCGAUAUGGUCCAGGGUGCUAUGAUACAUCUAAAUGGCGGGGCAUUCAGUGAUGUGGAUGAUGUAAUUCCAAAUGCAGAUUUUUCACAAAUGAGACAAAGUCAUACAUCAUCCCAGUUUGGCUAUUCCACUGCUUUCCACAGACCAACGGUGAUUGAUAUGGCUGAUGCACUGACGGGGAUGGAAAUUUUGGACGCGAAAAUACGGGAUUACGAUAUGCAGGUCCCGAUCAAAUCGGACGAUUUGGAUAGACUCCGCAAAUUGUACCAGGUCACUAUUAUGCGGGAACCUAUUCUCAGAGAGCUACUGACCAGUUUUCGUUUAGACGCUCUGCCCAAUUAUUUGCGUCAUUUGGUUCGCAUGGGCUCACUGUACAGACAAGUUUCUCAAUUCGAGCGAGGAAUGGACGAAAGACCGUCGGGACGUAACCCAUUUGAGAUGAAACCGCUUUCGCACACCGAUAUAGCUCUAAAUGACUGUGAAAACUUGUGGAUUGAGGCUCGCAUCCUAACUGCCGGACUGUUUGUGAAAUGGAUGCGUAGAAUCAAACCGAAUCCAAUAUAUUUUCAACUCAGUUCCACUGAAGUGAAAGAGCAGUUGAAAAUUUUCGGAAAAAGACUUCGUGAUAAUAAUACGAUUCCGACAUCAACUGUUCGUGAAGAUUUGCAUUCGGCUAUUGCAGCCUGUGCAGAGAUUCCGGAGUUCAUGCCCAUUUUGUGGGAAAAUGUUGAUGAAUGGUUUGAUAAUCUGAUUGGCUGCUUGUCCAGCGCAGACCGAACGGUUCGGGAGCAAACGUGCUACGUCCUGGCCUAUUUGUUCACCGACAUUAAAUUGGCCGAAGCAAUACGAAAUAAUUCUGUAAUUGAUAUCGGAUACGAUGUGACCACGGCCGUACUACACGCGAUCGAAACAAACACAGCCAGUUUCAUGCACUUCUAUUGCCUGCUGGCCUUGAUGGUUGAAGGUUGUCCAACAUUCAGCAUUCUGAACGCGAUCAUCGAUGUGGGACCUCACUCGAACAGUACGCUGCUCAAUUAUAUUUGGCCACGCCUGAUAUAUUAUGCUUUGAAAUAUUGGAAUAGUAAACAAUUUUUGCGCGAUCGUGUCUUGUUAAAAACACUGAACGAAUGCAUUGAAAAGGCCUAUGUGCGUGGCAUAUCACGAAAAAAUGCCAAACUGGCACAAAUUCAACUGAGUCGAAGAUUUAAAAUUCUCACAAAACCAACAACCGUUUGGUUGGACGAGUGGCGAAAAGUAGAGGAAUAG
Echinostoma caproni is the source of this 2178-nucleotide messenger RNA. The record is from the annotation of a GenBank genome assembly. Lineage: Eukaryota; Metazoa; Platyhelminthes; Trematoda; Plagiorchiida; Echinostomatidae.